Trichobilharzia szidati is the source of this 349-nucleotide messenger RNA. The record is from the annotation of a GenBank genome assembly. NCBI's taxonomy places the organism in Eukaryota, Metazoa, Platyhelminthes, Trematoda, Strigeidida, Schistosomatidae.
CAGUGAUUGUGUUCAUAGUUGUAGAAAUAGUGAUUAAAACUUUAAAAGGCGAAUACGUUUUGUUCAAAAUUCUUUAAGGAAAGAAAGAAAAUUUUCUAAAACUACUUUUCCUGAAAACAAAAACUCCUAACAAGAAAUUGAAUCAUAAUAUAAUGAUAAAUGAAAAACCGGUAGCCGUUGUAAAAUAUGUUGAAAUGCCUAUAGAUAUGCAACAGGAUGCUGUUGAUAUCUGUUAUCAAGGUAUAGAGAAAUUUACUGAAGAAUGUGAAAUUGCAUCAUAUCUUAAAAAAGAAUUUGAUCUUAAAUAUGGACCUAAUUGGCAUUGUGUUGUUGGUAAAUCAUUCGGCAG